Molecule: messenger RNA, 2640 nt
Organism: Liolophura sinensis
Lineage: Eukaryota; Metazoa; Mollusca; Polyplacophora; Chitonida; Chitonidae
Product: octopamine receptor beta-2R-like
Exons: 1
Coding region: 1168-2322 (384 amino acids)
Biological process (GO): adenylate cyclase-activating adrenergic receptor signaling pathway; positive regulation of MAPK cascade
Cellular component (GO): plasma membrane
Molecular function (GO): G protein-coupled receptor activity
Source: RefSeq, a predicted model, not a curated record
AGAGAAGAUUGCAACUUAUUGGCCUUUAGAUACGGAGCUGUGCUGUCGGCGCUUUCACCAAACGGUGAAUAGUGCUGAAGUUUGACUUGAGGCUGAGUGCUGGCCUUUUCCCGCGACCUGACUGUAAUAUAUACCAAAAGGACACAGGAGCCUCGGACUGGCAGCUGUUACUGCUUCCCAUCCAAUCCUAUCGCGAGUAAGUGUGGCCAGCAUGCAGACUGAUAGCGCUCCGUCCUGAGACGACCAACACGCCUACCCAUGCAGACGCAGCCAGAUAAAGCUAUUAGCAAUGAAAGUGAAAAUGUGCCCCAGAGUAGAGUGCUAGGAAUUAAUUAGCAGUCCUAUUGCAGAGAUAGAAACAGGUUUGGAGUUUCCCCCCUGCCUUUGAGUUUGACAGAGGGAAUCUUCCUAUCGAUUGGCAAGGCGCUAACCGGUCGUGAAAAUGCAAUAUCGUAAAGAGUUUCCUUCUUCUGCUGGGCGAGUCUCAAGCUGACUGGAGUGAGGGAAGGACACAGGCUCGCCACCACACGGGGAUAGUAUUGCCCCGAUUGAAUCCAAGUUCCCAGGUCACCCGCACGCCAUUUAAUCCUAGACCACUUCUCAUCGUCAGUUUGUUUAUGACCGUGCUGUCUCAAAUCACACCUGGCCUCAGCCCAGUGCAGCUGGUCAGUGAGCCCGAUGUUUACUGGAUAUGUGUGACGGAGAUGUGUUCUGAGAUUACAUAACCAGUUGCCAGCUGAUGUCAUGAACCGGCACAUCACAGUGAGCCUCAUGGAAACGGAACCGUCAGGCGUGAUACGGAAAUUCCAAGUGUGAAUGAAAUCCGAUUUAUGGAAGUGAUUAUGUAUAUGUGCUGUGUUUUCAUCCCGGUUUUCGCAUUCGACAUAAAGAAUGCUGGUACGUGUCCGACCUGGAGACUGAGGGUUUAAGCGACAGAGAUAACUUGUGUUGUGUGUGUAGGGUCGUUUUAAUUGUCUUCUGACAAGGCAUUUGUACAAGCUCUUUAACAAGCCGUUCUCCAGUUAUCUCACCUGCGUACUUAAAUUACUCUUAAUUUACUCCUCGAUUGGCAAACUUGCAUAGUUAUCUUUAUCCAUAUGUGUAGCCCGGCUGUCACGGGCGAUUAUUUCCAACUGCUUUGUGACGACUCGUGGAUUAGCUGCCGUCAUGGCAGACAACCUGACCUCGGUUCUCAUUGACGGUAACAAUUCUGUGACAGACACGGGCGUAGCCACACCUCCCUUCAGCGUCUUCACCGUGUUUGAGGGCAUAUUAAUGCUACUCAUCAUGAUGGGGGCUGUCACUGGCAACAUCCUCGUCAUACUCAGCGUUUACAAGUACGAACGUCUCCGGGUGAUCACAAAUUAUUUCAUAGUGUCAUUGGCCUUCGCUGACCUCAUCGUUGCUCUCAUUGUGAUGCCCUUCAACUUUAGCAUCGUGGUCACGAAGCGCUGGAUCUUCGGUAGGGCGCUUUGUGACAUUUUCAACUCCAAUGACGUUCUCUUCUCUACAGCGUCAAUACUACACCUGUGCCUUAUCAGUAUGGACCGUUAUAUCGCAAUUAUGCAUCCUUUGCAAUAUGAGACCAAGAUGUCAUCGUGUCGUGUGGUGUUAAUGCUGAGCAUAACAUGGGGAGCUUCCGCGCUUAUAUCUUAUAUCCCUAUUUAUUCACGGUGGUACACGACAGCUGAAAACCUCAAGUAUUUAGAAAGUCACCCUGAGGAGUGUAACUUUAUUGUGAGUCGUAUUUACGCAGUCAUCUCGUCGUCGGUGUCCUUCUGGACACCUUCCGUGAUCAUGGUGUUCGUCUACGCGAAGAUCUAUCGCGAGGCCCGACGGCAGGAACAGCAAAUCCAUGCCAUCUGUAUGCGUCACAUGACCAACCUAACCAACGGCCGUUCCGGUUCCCGAGACUCGGACGACUGUGUCGAGAGAAGCGAAGGAAAACGACUGAAACGUGAGCACAAAGCUGCUAAAACGUUAGGCAUCAUCAUGGGAGCCUUCAUCAUGUGUUGGCUACCGUUUUUUCUCUGGUACACCAGCUCUCAUUUGUGUGGUGAGGAAAAUUGUCCCACACCAGACAUUGUUGUCUCUAUUUUAUUCUGGAUUGGAUAUUUUAACUCUUGCCUAAAUCCUAUAAUCUAUGCUUUUUUCAAUCGCGACUUCCGGACGGCUUUUCGGAAGCUGUUGCGGGUAGAUAAAUGGUGUAAGAGAGACCCUAGUACUAUGGCGCUAAACGCCACCUACACGUCCGAUCACCGCGACUCGGGCACUAUGCAGUUUACGUACGAUGUGUCACGGCGUGGGCGCUGCUGCCGAUGACGUCGGCGUUAUACUUUUAUGCACUAAUAUCUGUGUCCAAGUGUUUUGCUGCUGACGGGAAGUGAGUGUUAUUGUGAGAAUUAUAUUACAGUGGUCAUUGUGGAUACCAUUUACUGGCAGGUAAAAGGAAACAGCAUGGGUAUAUAAUUACUCAUUAUAACAGAGAUACGCAGUUCAAUAUCCAUAAAAAUAAGCCAAUGAGUUAGAACAAAGAGCUGCCUAGGGAUGUUGUCCACUCUGCUGGUGUGUAUCUCAGGUGACUGCAGUCUGUCAUCUCAGCCAUUUUGUCUUCAAAUAUACGUUAAUUUAACAUAUGUC